Phycomyces blakesleeanus NRRL 1555(-) is the source of this 963-nucleotide messenger RNA. RefSeq lists its product as hypothetical. The transcript has 3 exons. Bases 1 to 963 code for a protein of 320 amino acids. The record is from RefSeq and is a predicted model, not a curated record. Lineage: Eukaryota; Fungi; Mucoromycota; Mucoromycetes; Mucorales; Phycomycetaceae.
AUGCAUGUCGAAAUUCUCCACAUUAUUCCUCUUGGCCUAACGAAAUACUUGAUGACUUUUCUCUGGAAACAGAAGAUGCUGACUACAAGUGAAAAGGGAAGACUCCAGGAAGCUCUAAACUCUUACAAGUCUUUCCUGCCUGGAAUUAUGAGCAAGCUCUUUAGUGACAAACCAUUGGCAAGUUUGUUCAUUAAAGCCUUGCAUGCAUUAGGCUGCCUGUCGUCUUUGGUGUACAUGCAUGGAGUCAACCGGUGCUUCGACUACUAUAUUGCCCAGAUAAAACACGCUGUCACUGAUGUAACAGAUCUGCUUUUUCAACUGGAUGUCCAGAUUCUCCAAAAAGGAUUUUCUAAGCAAGACUUCACGUUCAAGCCAAAGGUCCACCUUCUGCAUCAUAUCACUGACAACAUUGUUUGUUUCGGUUCCGUGCUGCAAUACAAAACUGAAAAUGAGAAACCAGCUGGUAAUGGAACAAGAUCUGUGAGAAGUUCAAUUGGUGAUUUUGUCAAGCUGGCCCCUGUCAAUUUCCCAUGCUUUAAUCUCCAUUUCUUUGGCUCUCGUGUCAACAGUGACAAUUCCGGGUUGUCGACUCCCACUUUGUGCGAUACACUUGCAGGUGUUUUUCAAUCAAAUGGUCAAUUAUUCCUUGGUCAGGUAAAGAUCGUUCAAGCAAGAGACUCUGCAGACAGAAUGAGGAAGGCAUUCUUUAUGCAAAAGUACCAAAUUGUUCUGAACAGCAAUAUAAAUUGCAUCUAUACCCCAGCCAUGGUAAUGGACAAUUACAACAACAUUGUGGUUCUGCCCCUUGGAGGCCUGGUUGAAGUCAACAAAGAUGACAUCAACAUCGUUCAGGCUGUUGAUAUUCACUUGUCCGUCGGGUCUUCCAAUAACCAAAAGAUUCUCAACAUUGCAAAAUUCGGCAUGUUCUGGUGGAUGUUGAUGAACAUUGCAAAAAUCUAUUAA